Molecule: messenger RNA, 2874 nt
Organism: Adineta ricciae
Lineage: Eukaryota; Metazoa; Rotifera; Eurotatoria; Adinetida; Adinetidae
Source: the annotation of a GenBank genome assembly
AUGAUCAACGAGAGCCAUCCAUCUCCGACUGGCUCUUCGUCAUCCUCCUUGUUCGCACAUGAUCUCCUUCUUCUUCUUUAUCUGAAAUUAGGCAGUGGAGGUGGUGCUGGUGUGAAUGAACCUUUGACUCAACCGAUCCCAGCUAAGCCAACAUGGGCGCAAAUUCUCAAUUCAAAUCCGAAUGUCCCGUCCAAUACGAGCGCAGCAGCAACGUCAUCAUCAUCAUCAGGAAUGAACGCAACAGCCAAACCGAUCUCACCAUCGGCAAGUGGUACAUCAAAUGCAUCAGGUACACGGCAAGGCUUUAUGCCGAACUUCUAUGAUCAACCUCAAUCUCAAAUGAAUUGGCCUUUAAAUUUUAAUCAAUCAUCAUCAUGGAUGAUCAAUGAGGAUGAAUCGCAAAGAAAAACAAAUAGUUCUUCACAACAAAAUGCUGAGAAUCCAAAAGCUGGUGGUGAUGGUUUUGAUCGAGUUGAGUCGUCAAGUCCAACAUCGGAUUGGAACAAGCCGGUGGCAUCGAAUAAUUCAAGUGCUAAUGGUUGGUCAAAUUUUCAACAACAACAGCAGCAGCAAACACUGAAUAAUCCGUCCAGAUCAAAUCCGAAUAGCAAUCAAUGGCCAGAAAUGAAUAAUUUCUAUGGAGCUAAUGCGUCAACUAACUCAUUUAAUUUACCGCAACAGAAUACCGACAACACUAGUUCAUCGACAACAUGGCAGGAUCCAUCAGCAACGGGCAAUGUUGAUCCAGUGACAUUGACAAGUGCGUUGAAAUCUGCCAUUGCACUGAGCGGAAGCGGCAAUGGCGAGCUUUUAGGUGGAAAUGGUGAUACAAUGAUAAACUAUGUUCCACAACCGAAACUUGUGGAACAAUUAGGUUGGGAUGAACCUGAUAUCAAUGUUUUGAAACGUGCUAAUUUCGAUGAUGGAACAUCGAUUUGGGGUGAUCCUAUGGAACUAAUGUCUGUUCCAGUCAAGAAAUGGACGAAUGGAACAAAAGCUGCGUUAGCAAAUUCGACUAAUAUUAUUGUACAACAGCAGCAACAACAACAACAACAAACGCCGCAGAUCGUUCAGAAGCCUGUUUCGACUGUAACCACUCCAUCAGCAACAUCUUCUCAAAUGGUGCUCAAUGACGAAAAUUGGCCCAAACAACAAUCGCCAACUAUGGUUCAACAGCCAAUAUCACAAUGGAAUGAUACCGCAACACCCUCCAACAUGGAUCAACCUAAUAUUGCACAGGCACAGAACUAUCGUCCUCAGCAGAAUAAUUGGAAUUCGCAUGGGACCGACGAAUGGUUUCGCGAAGGCGUUGUCGACACAAGCGAUUGGGGCUUACAAGGUCCACCGCAAAAGGCACCAUUUGAUCCGUACAAAGAUCAAAUUGAUACCAGUAAUUGGGCAGUACAAUCGUCAGGUGGCAUGCCAGGACCGUUGCCACCGAUGCCCGUACGAAACCGUUUUCCGAAUGAAUAUGAUUUCACUGAAAAUCCUCACGAUGUUCGAAUGCCUGCAUUUGAUAAUUCGCCACAUGGUGAUCCUUAUCGUCAAAAUUCUGAUAUGAAAACUUCAAUGGGAAAUUUUCCCGGUAUGAUGCCAUCAUCUCAUCAUCCAUUUCCUCCACGGCCAGGCCAACACUACGGUUCUCAGCAAGGAAAUAUUCUUCGACCAAUCAAUUCGAAUGCCGCUUCAUCGACACCAUCCAACGUGAUGAUGAAUCCAAGUAGUCAUUUAUCACCCAAAUUACCGACAUCAUCACCGGUACCAAAUCAAGCUCCAUAUGUUCCAGGAGGCGGAAAAUCGAAUUCGAUUCCAAAUCCAUCAGCUCAACCGCCAACAUCAUCUCAGCCAGCAGGAAAUGGAAAUAACAACGGUACUGUACAUGCUCAAAUUAUGCAACAAUUUCGUCUCGCUGUACAAGCCGGUUUAAUUAGUCAAGAUUUGCUCAAUACAAAACUACCACCAAAUAUGUUACAGCUUCUUCAAAAACUCUUCGAAUUACAACAAAAAUUUCAACAAUUAACCAGUCAAUUAAAUGAUUUAAGUAAAAACAAAACGCGUUUUCCAAUGCCAAUGCUACAAAAUGAAUACGAUCGUUUAACAAAAUUAUUAGCACAAAAGAAACAAGAAAUGCUAAGUGUACAAAGAGAAAUUCAAGAUGCGCAUGCAAAAUUAAAACAACAAUCAAUGAAUCAAACGCCUACACCAACACAAAUGAUGUCAAAUGGACCCGUUAGUCAAAAUACAGAUCAAUCACGUUUAACUCAAUGGACAAAACAAUCGACGAUUGGUGGACCACGAUCAUCUAUGUUCCCACCGCCACCAGGCUUAGGUCAAAAAGAUUGGCAAACAGAUAAUAGCGAUCCGAAUGAAAAUUGGGACAAUAGUCAAGCACAUGAAUCAAAUAAUGCGAAUCAAGUUGGCAAUGUCGAUCCUCAUGGACAUAGUAGUCAAGUGUCAUCAGGAGCAUUUUCCGAUCCAUUUUCAAAUCUCGUUGAUGAUAUUGAAGGACCACCUCCGUUCGUGCCGGGACAACUAUGGAACUGGAAAUCUUCAUUACCAAAUAUUGAAGAUGAUCCACAUGUGACACCAAGUUCAUUAACAAUGGGUCCAAAAGGAUCACCAUUACCAAUGGGUAAUCUCAACGUUGGCGGAGCCGAAAGUGCUUUUUCAAAUCCUCAUUCUAUGCAUCAAUAUCCUCGUCAAUUACAAUCAAAUCGUUCUCAAUGGCAACAAGGAUCCAUGCAUGAUCAACAAGGUUUUCAAUCAACGAUGAAUGAUUGGGGUAAACAACAACAAUUUCGAGGUCCAUCAAAAGCACCACCAUCUCAUCCUCCACCUUAUGGUAAUGCUAGCAGUUAUCGACCAUACAUGUAA